Canariomyces notabilis is the source of this 1134-nucleotide messenger RNA. Its product is annotated as aldolase. The transcript has a single exon. The record is from RefSeq and is a predicted model, not a curated record. Lineage: Eukaryota; Fungi; Ascomycota; Sordariomycetes; Sordariales; Chaetomiaceae. Bases 1 to 1134 code for a protein of 377 amino acids. Gene Ontology annotation, molecular function: 4-hydroxy-tetrahydrodipicolinate synthase activity.
AUGUCUCCCCAUAACGAUGCUCCCUCACCCAGCGGUAGCUUUACUUCUGGCUUCAACCGACUCUCAUUCCGCUCCAUGUCUACCUCAAGACUCAUGACGGGACCCUUGAGCACGACGGAACCUCACUCGCCGCUCAGCAGCUCUUACAGCAGCGCCUCGGAGACGUCAGACUUCCUCAUGAGCCGGCCGCUUGUCCCCGGGGUCUAUGUGCCGACCAUGUGUUUCUUCGAGGAGGGAACCGAAGAAGUUGACACGGAGACGAUUGAACGGCAUGCCGUACGACUAGCCCGCGCCGGCGUAACCGGCCUAGCUACGCAGGGCUCCAACGGCGAGGCGGUCCAUCUUACACACAGAGAGAGACAGCUGGUUACGGCAGUCACGCGCAAGGCGCUCAACAGCGCAGGCUUUUCACAUAUGCCAAUCAUCGUCGGUUGCGGCUCCCAGAGCACAAGGGAGACGAUCCAGCUGUGUCGCGAAGCGUGGGAGGCUGGCGGCGACUAUGCGCUCGUCCUGCCACCCUCAUAUUAUGCUUCGCUAUUUGCUCCCGCGUCCGAGACAGUCAUCGAGUACUUCACCGCUGUAGCGGACGCCUCGCCAAUUCCAAUCAUCAUCUACAACUUCCCGGGCGCUGUGGGCGGGCUCGACCUCUCUUCGGACGUCAUUAUUCGGCUCUCUGAGCAUCCCAAUAUUGUGGGCGUGAAGCUCACAUGCGGCAACACGGGAAAGCUGAACCGCGUCGCCACGGCCACACGGAAAAUGUCCAAGAGCUACGACCCCGCCCGACCCGAGUUCCUAGUCCUCGCGGGCUCUGCCGACUUCACCAUUCAGUCAUUGGUCGCUGGCGGCCACGGCAUCCUGGCCGGACUCGCCAACAUCGCCCCCAAGGCAUGCAUCAAGACUAUGGAGCUCUACAACCAGGGCAAAGUUGCCGAGGCUCAGCAAAUGCAGGAGAUCGUUGCCCAGGGUGACUGGACUGCCAUUCAAGGCGGGGUAGUGGGAGUCAAAGCCGGCCUGCAGGCUUGGAUGGGCUAUGGCGGCUACGCGAGAAGUCCGUUACCCAAGCCGAGCGCGGACCAGGAAAGGAAAUGGAAGGAGGGCUUCAGGGACCUGUUCAUGCUGGAGAAGUCUUUAUGA